Messenger RNA from Phytophthora sojae, 466 nucleotides. RefSeq lists its product as hypothetical. Bases 44 to 466 code for a protein of 140 amino acids. The transcript has 3 exons. The record is from RefSeq and is a predicted model, not a curated record. Lineage: Eukaryota; Oomycota; Peronosporomycetes; Peronosporales; Peronosporaceae.
GCCCUAUUGCCAGGAGCGUCCAAGAAGCCCUCGGAGAGCAAGCAUGGGCGCCGGCGCCUCGACCGACAGCACCGGAGAGAUCGUAGUAGGAGACGUCGUGACGUUCCACGUGGAAGACCACCCAAAGCGCGUAGUUGGGAUCGUGGCGGACGUGCAGGAGGACUCGUGCAGCAUACAGGUGUCCAAUGCGGAGGUGCUGGAGGGCAUUCCACGCAGUGAUCUCAAGCGGAUCGCCAAGUGGGACGAGAUCGAGGUGGGCGACCGGGUCAAGGUGAAGGAGCAGGGCUCCCGCUUGUACUACGAGGCCGAGGUGGUCUCGAAGAACGAGGACGGCACGUACAAGGUGCACUUCGCAGAGGUGGACGAGGAGGAGGACAAAGUCGCGGGCGACCGCUUGAUCAAGCUCAUGUCAGGUCGACUGGAGGACAAGGAGUGGAUGAUGUACAAAGAGACAGAGCAUGAGUAG